Molecule: messenger RNA, 1117 nt
Organism: Hordeum vulgare subsp. vulgare (domesticated barley)
Lineage: Eukaryota; Viridiplantae; Streptophyta; Magnoliopsida; Poales; Poaceae
Exons: 3
Coding region: 366-959 (197 amino acids)
Source: RefSeq, a predicted model, not a curated record
CUCCUCCUCGCCGCCACCACAAGUGUUCCUCCUCUCGCGUCUCUCCAGACCGACUUCUCUUGCUGCCUCCGCAUCUGCCCACACCUUUUUCAUUCUUGGUUCCUUGCCUCUUCAGAGUGCUCAUGUGUAUGGCGAGCUGGAGAGAGCAUAAGCGGCAAUAAGGAGGCUCUUUGCUCAUCCGUGGGCAAGGAGAGUGUGGUGGCGUGAGCACCUAUGCAUAAAGGGGAAAUCGGCAUGGGUAAAGGGGCGGAGAAGGAUCCGCUCAAUAGCAGACUGACUAUGAUCGAGGCUUCAAGCGGUCGGUCAUCUCUCCCUAGGAGCAAGAUUCAUGGAAGGUCAAGACCGUGCGACAUGUGAUCCAGGCCAUGGUGGUGGAAAAAGGGUUUAGAUCUCUGUGCUCUCCUCUCACGGAAUGCAUGGAGGCAAUCUCGGAGGUGGAGGAGGGCAACCUCAGGGUAGAGGUCCGAAGGGCUCGCAUGGCUAUUGUUUCCCCCCUCUACAUUCAUCAUCUCCAUGUCACAUUGGAGGCUCAAGGUUGUAGGUUGAAACUCAUCGAGAAUGCCGCCGCCUCGAUCCCGCUGGAGCUGCUGGCCGACAUCCACGACCGUCUGUGCUUCCUCGACCGCAUCGCCUUCGCCGCGGCCUUGAGCGCAUCCUGCGAUGACGGGGUCUUGUUCAGGGCUUCAGGCCGUACGCGCCAUGGCUCCUCCUGCCCGGCAAGACCACGCAGACCGUCGAGCUCUUCUUCGUCGCGGACCGGCGCGCGCCCCUUACCCCGCGCUUCGCGACCACUCCCGCGGGUGGGUCGCCACGGCCGACGACCGGGGCCAGAUCUUCUACGUUGUCAACCCCGCCAGGUACCGGCGAGCAGCACGCGCUCCCGCACAUCGCCGCCGUCGAGCCUUCCAUUCCGUGAGAGCAGCAAGGGUGGAUCUGAUUUGAAUUACACUGCCCCUUGAAUUAUAGAUAGACAGGUCCAACGUUUUUUUGCUUAUGACCGCCGGCAGAUUCAAGCUGAAUAACUUGUACGCUUCUUUCUCAGCGCUUGGGAGUGACGAGAUGGCAUGGUCGUUUCGGGAGGGACUGAUGGAACUGUUGCAACCUAUCUUUCUCACUU